AGGAUGUAUGCGAAUGCGCAGGUUGGGUAAGGGACAAUCUGUCCUUUUUCUCGCCCCUCCUGAUGUGGAUCGCAAAAUCCGCAAGUUCUCGAAAAAGAUCCAUGGAGAACGAAUCGGUGUAUACGACGUUCUUUCCUGGUCCAUCAGGGAGACAUGUUCCAGCCUAAGGCGUUAUAGUUGUGAUUGGAGAGAGCAAGGCAUUCAUUACAUCGACAGGCAAUGCGCAUGGAAAGAGUUUUGGACAUCCUACAUCCGCCGCACCUCAGUGUUAGAAAAAUAUUGGUUGAGACCCGAGUUGAAGUCUCUCGAGGAAAUGUAUGGGGCACCGUCGUCCUCCGGGCCACUGGAACAGGAACCGUCCCAUCCGGCAGCCGAUUGUCGCGAGAUCAAGCAGAGGAGUGAGAUUUUCUCGUCCUCCACAAUGAGUUGGCUGGUGAAAAUGGCAGAAGAGCAGGAACGUGAAGUAGUCCACGAGUCUAGGCGCGAGCCGGAGGACGAGGAGUCACUACCACCUUUACGACCUGCUCGCCAUCACCUCCAUCCUGAUGUCGAAUCAUUUGUGCACGAUGGUCAAAUACCACCAUCUUCUCGUGCUUUCGUCUCGCUCUUUUCUUCAAUCCCAAUCCUCCCUCGGUCUCAGCAAGACACCAAGUGGUCACGCAACCUUCUUGCAACCAGCGACUUCGUCACCACAAUCAAAGGUUCGAGUGCACACAAAGGCAUCGAGUUUCUUCGGCCUGUGAACUGGAUACUGUCUAGCAUUCGCGGAUCGAUGCUCGUGGUGUGCAGUCCUUUUGAGGUGAAUGAGUUGCUCCCAGAAAUUCGUCGCAGCGGCAACGUCAGGUUGCACGUGUACUCUCCAAGAACAAGUCAGCCGAUGAGGUCCUUCGAUGAUCUCAAAUUUUACACAAUUCCGUCCUUACCGACGACGUGGACCUACACGGAGAGGCUCACAGUCUCGCAGCUCAAUAUAUUCUCAGGCCAGAUGUACAUCAACAACUUCGAAACGUAUCUCGAACUUUGCAAUUUUCUGGGCGUCAACACCAGUCAUGAUGGGAGGAACGAAGUAGAAACACAAAGUGAUGGUUUUGUCCUACCCAGGAAGCGUACUCGGGAAAUGAGCUUGGUCUGCCCCUUUGAUAUUAGUCCCUUGCCUUUCAUCCGCAAGCUAACGAGUCUCCGGAGGAACGGAACGUCCUAUGCCUCUACUCAUCUUGGACGAAUUGUGAAUGGAGCAUUCAUACAGCCAGAGGAGUUUUGAUGGAAUACGCACCAUUACUGAUCAUGUAUAUAAUUAUCCAGCUUGCAAAUUCGCAGCUAGGCGUAUACUUGUACCAUUGAAUGAGCUUGCG
This is a messenger RNA of Cantharellus anzutake, 1352 nucleotides long. RefSeq lists its product as uncharacterized. Bases 8 to 1261 code for a protein of 417 amino acids. The transcript is spliced from 2 exons. The record is from RefSeq and is a predicted model, not a curated record. Lineage: Eukaryota; Fungi; Basidiomycota; Agaricomycetes; Cantharellales; Hydnaceae.